Haliotis rubra (blacklip abalone) is the source of this 5027-nucleotide messenger RNA. RefSeq lists its product as uncharacterized. Bases 197 to 4624 code for a protein of 1475 amino acids. Lineage: Eukaryota; Metazoa; Mollusca; Gastropoda; Lepetellida; Haliotidae. Gene Ontology annotation, biological process: cell division. The record is from RefSeq and is a predicted model, not a curated record. The transcript has 18 exons.
GGCCUCAACAAGACUGUCAUGGACAGUGCCGACAUGGAGGAGACGAUGUGUACCAACACGACCAUCGCACAGAACACCACCCUCACCCACCCACAGUAUGACGAGGAUUCGGACAUUGACGAUUCAGACAUCGAGGAUAAGAAAGUGGAUACUCUUUCCUUCAUAUCCAAACUAAUGAAAGCUCCCAAAAGAUGUGAUGAUGAGCCGCUUAUCAAGUCCAUGGAAGACUCUGAUGAAGAGGAGUACAAGGCUAGCAGCUUCUUCAGAGGCGGCAAAGGAGGAUUCUUCAGCAAUCGAUGUCGAUUCUGACGAUGAGGAGGAACCCGUGGGCAAGAUCGACAGCAAAGCUUUCCUCUCUAAACUAAAAAGCAUCACUACCAUGUCCAAGCAGUUUGCUCAGGAAGAAGAGAAGAGAAAAGAGAAAGAGAAUCACACAGUUAUAUUCGAUGGCUUGGAUGGCGAGAUGGAAGUAACGGGUAAUUUCACCGGUGUGUUGCAGAGCAUCAAGAAGAGGAAGAGCGUGGGGAACGUACUGGAGUCAACGCGUAUAUUUGCAGAGAAUGAUGAUGGCAUGGAAAUGACAACCAACUUGACCUGCAACCUGGAGGUGGUGAAAAGCAAUCUGCCAAUAUCUGAGCUAAAUGCAUCCAAAGGUCAAGUCAGUCAGAUUGGUCGUUCGGAACUCGGAACAAGCACAUUGAUGGGGAGGAGCACUAAUCCUGGUCUUGAACAGACGAGAGUAUUCACAGAUUAUGAAGAUCCAACCACGCACAUGGAUUUCACAGUUGCAGGAGGUGGGAUACAGAGCAAUGCCCACAGUGUAACUGCUAGGACAGAGGGAGACGGACUCCCUGAGGGAGGGGACAGGACAGGGAGUUGUCCGCAGGGCACUGCCAUGCCCAAACAUGCAACAGCAGUUGUGGGGAAGACUACUUCUCCGUCUGAAGUGACCAUACGCUUUGGUCAUCAGGAGAUCGAUGCCGACAUGGAGAUGACUGAAGCUCUGGACCCGACGCUUAUUAUCAGCAGCAGUGGUGGGGGAACCACCAUGGUGAAGAAGGCUCCGGACCAGUCUUCCAGAUCUCAUAACAGAGCCUUGACAGAUGUCACGGCCGAUUUUGGGGCAGAUGGACUCAAGGCUCGAAGGGAUGAAGGGAGGCGAAGAAUUCCAAGUAUCUCACCCGUGGACAUGGAUAAAGAAAACAUCACUGUGCAUUUCAAGAUGGCAGACACACAGGGUGAGAUGGACUUCACGUCAUGUCUGACGACCCAGGUGGAGGGACAAAACAACAAGGGUGUUGUGUCUCGGGAAUGCACCACCACCAGUGUUGCUCUUGAGAAGACACAGAUUUUUGGGGCCUCAGACGAUGUUGGAAAUAUGGAGAUGACAGCUUGCCUUGUAACCAGGAAUACAGUACAGAAUGUUACCACUCAUAUUGAUGACACUGUAUCGUUUAAGCAGAAAGUACCUCAGCCUGAUAGAACAGGGAAGGCUGUUCCGAGUUCCAGUGGUGAAGAUGUGACAAGAGUUUUUGGUAAGGAUGACAUGACAGCUGCCAUGGAGUUGACAGGAUGCCAGGGGAUGCUGACUGUCAAGCAGCCGCAGCCUAAUAGUACGUGUUCAAAAGAGAAAACCAGGGUCUUUGACGCAGGAGAUGUGACUGCAGCCAUGGAGCUGACUGAGUGUGUCAGUGCUAAGGUAAAGAGGGAAUCCUCAGAAGGUAAAUCAGAUAAUAAAACUGUACACUUCGAGCGACAAGGAGGAUCUAUGGAACUUACAUCAUGCCAGCCUGGUUUGGUUUUGGCAGCUCAGGGUGAAGGUCAGUCUGAGACAACCAGGGUGUUUGGUGCAGCAGAUGUGACUGCAGCGAUGGAGUUUACUGAGUGUGUCACUGCUAACAUUAAGAGAGCAUCAUCAGAAGGUAAAACAGGUGAUAAGACUAUUCACUUUGAGCAACGAGGAGGUUCUAUGGAACUUACAUCAUGCCAGCCAGGCAUCGUGUCAGACGGUCAGGGUGAAGGUCAGUCUGAGAGAACCCGAGUGUUUGGUGCCACAGAUGUGACAGCAGCCAUGGAUAUGACUGAGUGUCAACCCAGCAGAGUCUCCACAGCAGCAGCAGAGCAGGGUGAUCUUCAAGAAUCCAAGAAGGCUGAAGUAACUGAAGAUGGAACAAUGGGUAGAAGCGGAGAACGUGGCCGUUCCUUACCAGGAGUCUGCACUGACUCGGUGCCAGCCGACAAAAGUCUGCAGCAGAGGAGGAGUCUGUGCAGUGGGUCCAUAAACCCUGCUCCUCCACAGGUGGAUGGCUUCAGCACUCAGAGUCUCAAGAGGAAGCUCUACAGCUUCGACAUGAUGAUGGCUGGAGCAAAGGCCAAGACAGUUAAAGUAGCCAAAUUAAAUAAGGCAGAAAGCUGUGGUGACAAGGAUACAGAAGUAUGUUCAGACAGUAACACGAAAGUUGACCAAAGUCCUCAAAAAGAAUCUCAAAUCUCAUCUGCAGAUUCAGAACAGGCUUCAACGAAACCAGGCGACAUAUCAGGAAAGGAUGUUCCUAAACCGUCUCCGGACCAUGCUGACUUGACUCACACAGCUACAGAUAUCCUGAAGCUGGGAGUUCCUGAGGGCGAGCUGAGUGCACUGGAGAUGCUGAAGAUGGCUGCCUUGGAGGAGGACACAGACAUGCUAGACGACACCAAGCUGCUUGAGCUACACAUGAUGGCCAAGGACACUAAACACAAGGCAAAUACUGACUCACUCUCACAGAAGGGUCAGGCUGAUGAUGGUCAUGGCUUAGCUGAGAAAACAAUUUUGGAAGAAGAAGAAGAUACCAAAUCUCAGACCAUUGACUCUGAGGAACCACCAACCUUACUUCUUGAUGAAGACAUGAACCACACUCAACAUAAUACAGUCACUGGACUGGCAUUGAUACUGGACAAGAUGAACAAGUCAAAGGGUUUGGAAGGGAAGACACCAGGUAAAGGGAGGAUGUCAGGAGGUGCAGUUGCCAUUGGCAAACAUGGCAGUCCGGAACCCAUCUCCUCAGCUGACAUAAAGAAGCCGAAACUUGUAGACCCUCCUGUGGAGACAUUAGCUGAUUCACAGCCCAAAGAUAAGGUUCCAGAAGGUGACAAUGACACAGUUACCUCCCUUGAUUCUGCCAACUCCGAGAGCAGUGAGGAGCACACCAGGGGACACCACUCCCAGUCUGCCAUAUCUCUUUCCCAGUCAUUGCUGUCAUUCAGUUUACUGGACAAGAAGUAUGAUGAGAAUGAUGGGCCCUGGGACUUUGGAACCUUCUGUGAGAGGACUGGGAUAUCCCAGUUCAAGCCUAAGUGUAGCAGAAGGAGCAGCAUCAAUAUAUUACCGGCACUGCAAGCUGACAGUCUGCAGGAGGUGCUUUGUCUCCAGACACUGACCGCCACCGAGACACAGGUGAAGGACGACAUGUACGAGAGGCUUCAGCAACAGAUUGAAAGGGAUGAAGAAGAGGUUGAAGAACAACAGUGUAUUGUGUCCGAGAAGGAACCAACGCUCUUCAGUCAGCUGAGAAACUCACAGAUAACUAAGGAAGAGGUCCACUCCUGCUACAAGGCAUGUCAGCGCUCAGCUAAGGCCAAGAUGAAGAAGGAGCGUGUUGCCAUCUCAAAACAGUGUCUGUAUCACCUCAAGGAGGAGAAGGAGAGACUUUGUAUUGGGGUAAAUGAGGUGGUGACUCGGGCAGAGAGAGUCAUCUCCGACCUAUCAUCAAUAGACAACCUGCUGGCUGACAUAGACAGUCAGCUGGAAGACCUGGGGGAGGAGCCUACUGUCACAGAGGCAGAGGCUGAGGAAGUGGCCCGCCUCAAGGAGCACCUGCUCAUCAAGACACAAGAGUUAAGGAAGAGCGAAGAGGAGAAGGCACAAGCAUUGAGGCAGCGUAGUGAGUUGAUGCAGAGACAGUCGGACCUGGAGGCAGAGGGUCAGAGACAGGAGCUGCAGAUGCUGGAGGGCACACACACUGGUGACGGACUGGGAGAAGUGGAAGUGCUGCAGAACAGGCUCGGUGCACUCCACAGGGUGCUGGAGUGGAGGGUGAAGGAGCUUAGUCCUGCCCGAGAUGUGUUCCUGUUCCUGUAUGGUGGAGUAGAAAUGUCUGUCACCUAUGACCUGGUGCAACACAAGACAGUUGACUCUGUCGUCCUCAAGACACAUCUAGCUGAUGCUUCACCACCAUGGUCCCAUCUUGCAAGUCGUCUGGUCGUAGGUGGUGUGGACUGUGUGAGACUCCGGGACCGCUACUCCAACAGGGACCAACUACCACAGAUGCUGAAUGAGAUCUCAAGACUGACAGCAGAGGCCAGAAACCUAGCAUCCCAGAUCAGUUAUGCUGACCUGAAGCACAAAGUGGCCGUUCAUGACUACUGUGUGAGUGUGUCGCUCCUGAACACGCGGCGGGAGGUACGGAAGGUGGUGAUCACCUUCGUUGUGGAGCCAAGCACCUGUAAGGCAGUGGACAGUUCUGUGAAUGUUGUCAUAGGAACAAUAACAAAAGAGAGUGUUGCUGAUGUGAUAAAAGAGACGAUAUGUGGACCCGAGUUCCUCAUGAAAAGCAUUAGCCGUGUGCAGACAUUACUGGACAGCUGAAUACACCUUGUACAGGUGUUGUUACUCAUGAUUGUGCUCACACUAUGGACCUGGAGGGACUUCAGCAAUAUGGAAUUCUCUUAUGUUUGUUUACUUGUCAUCAUGGUCAUUGCUGUGAAAAAAUAUUACUGGUACUGUAGACACUUUUAUUUCUCAAGACUAGAAAACAUAAUUUACAAUUUUAAUAAUUAUUUUAAUGACUGAAAACUAGAAAACAUGAUACGAUUUUUAAAAAUGUUAAAUCUAUAAAGUGUCAAUAUAAUGUCAUGAUCUAUUCAAUUUAAAUUAGGGGUGUAAUUAUAUACUGCAAUGUUGCUUUAAGACGACACUACCAGAAUGCUCCAGCUGUUCGGUGCUAAUGUACCCUUAUCACUAUAUCAGGAAAUACAUUCAUUGUCAUUCA